AUGGAAGCUGUUCAGACAUUCGGUCGCAAGAAAACCGCUACUGCCGUCGCUCACUGUAAGCGUGGACGUGGUCUUAUCCGUAUCAACGGUUCCCCCAUUGAUCUCCUCGAACCCGAGAUCUUGAAGUUCAAGGUUUACGAAGUCAUCCUUCUUUUGGGUGAAGAACGUUUCGCUAACGUUGACAUCAGAAUCAGAGUCAAUGGUGGUGGUCACACUUCUCAAGUUUACGCUAUCCGUCAAGCUCUUGCCAAGGCCAUUGUUGCUUUCUACCAAAAGUUCGUUGACGAAGCUGCCAAGAAGGAAAUCAAGGAAAUCCUUGUCCAAUACGACCGUACUCUCCUCGUUGCUGAUCCUCGUCGUUGUGAACCCAAGAAGUUUGCUGGUCCUGGUGCCCGUGCUCGUUACCAAAAGUCUUACCGUUAA
This is a messenger RNA of Gilbertella persicaria, 423 nucleotides long. Its product is annotated as 40S ribosomal protein S16. Gene Ontology annotation, cellular component: cytosolic small ribosomal subunit; ribosome. NCBI's taxonomy places the organism in Eukaryota, Fungi, Mucoromycota, Mucoromycetes, Mucorales, Choanephoraceae. The transcript is spliced from 2 exons. Gene Ontology annotation, biological process: translation; maturation of SSU-rRNA from tricistronic rRNA transcript (SSU-rRNA, 5.8S rRNA, LSU-rRNA). The record is from RefSeq and is a predicted model, not a curated record. Gene Ontology annotation, molecular function: structural constituent of ribosome; RNA binding. The coding region runs from base 1 to 423 and encodes 140 amino acids.